AUGGGUGAUAAUCGCACGUAUUAUUCGGUUCCGCAACAGAAUAUUCAUCAAAACUACCGUUUCGUUCCGCGACAACAAAGUUCAGUUAAUAAUCCUAUUGAUCGAAACUACCUUUUCGUUCUUCAACAACAAAAUUCAAUCAAUAAUCCUAAUGAACAAAACUACCUUUCCAUUCUGCGUCAACAAAGUUCAAUUCACAAUUAUACGGAUCAAAACUCUCUUUUCGUUCCACAACAACAAAGUUCUGUCAAUGAAAAUACUGAUCAAACCUACCUUUUCGUUCUUCAACAACAAAGUUCUGUUAAUGAAAAUACUGUUCAAAACCACCUUUUCGUUCCGCAACAACAAAGUUCAAUUAAUAAUCCUAAUGAACAAAACUACCUUUCCGUUCUGCGACAACAAAGUUCGAUUCAUAAUUAUACGGAUCAAAACUCUCUUUUCGUUCCACAUCAACAAAGUUCUGUUAAUGAAAAUACUGAUCAAACCUACCUUUUCGUUCCGCAACAACAAAGUUUUGUUAAUGAAAAUACUAAUCAAAACUACCAUUUCGUUCCGCAACAAAGUUCUGUUAAUGAAAAUACUGUUCAAAACUACCUUUUCGUUCCGCAACAACAAAGUUCAAUUAAUAAUCAUACUGAUCAAAAAUUCCAUUUCGUCCCACAACAAAGUUCAAGUGAUAAUCGCACUGAUCAAGAGGUAGUCUCUGAAUACUAUAAAACGCCGUCACCAAAUGACUUUAAAGAACUAAAAAACAAAUGUGCUUCCUUUAUUCUUUUCCGUAAGAAAAUUGAUGAUGCUCUAAAAAAAAGCGGGAGGGUAAGAACAGCUGCUCAGAUUUCUAAACUCGCUUCCGAAUUAUGGCAUAAUACACACCCUGAUGAAAAAAGAAAAUAUAAUCAAAUUUCAGCUGGAUUAACACAACAACACGCCAGUUGGUCAAAUACCUUUCCGGAACAAGUAUUAAUUCAUGCAGUGACUGAGCUCGAGCCCGAGCCCGAAUCUGCGCCUGAAAUUGAACCUGAAUCUAAAUCUGAUUCGGAAUAUUUUCUAUAUUCGAAAUAUAUUUGGACAAAUGAUGAUGCAAAAUUAUUUCCAAAUAUAUAA
Messenger RNA from Ambispora leptoticha, 1104 nucleotides. The record is from the annotation of a GenBank genome assembly. NCBI's taxonomy places the organism in Eukaryota, Fungi, Glomeromycota, Glomeromycetes, Archaeosporales, Ambisporaceae.